Messenger RNA from Lynx canadensis (Canada lynx), 2874 nucleotides. It is a transcript of the gene PPEF2, whose product is annotated as protein phosphatase with EF-hand domain 2. Gene Ontology annotation, molecular function: iron ion binding; calcium ion binding; Hsp90 protein binding. The record is from RefSeq and is a predicted model, not a curated record. NCBI's taxonomy places the organism in Eukaryota, Metazoa, Chordata, Mammalia, Carnivora, Felidae. The transcript has 18 exons. Bases 326 to 2584 code for a protein of 752 amino acids. Gene Ontology annotation, biological process: negative regulation of MAPK cascade; detection of stimulus involved in sensory perception. Gene Ontology annotation, cellular component: nucleus; cytosol.
ACAGUUUUAUUAGGAUACAAAUGAACAGUCAAAUAGACUGAUACUCAGGAUGGCAGAGUCUGGAGGAGUCCUGAGCCCAGAGCUUCCAUGCCCUCUCCAGGCAUGCCACUUACCCAGCAUAUCAGUAUGUUCAUUAACUGGCCUGAUCUGAUGAAGGUCAAGAGGUGCCUACUGAUGUGAGGUGGGGAGCCCUGAAGGCUUGGCCACGGCUGUGGAUGUCACCGCUGCCUUUCUGGGACAAGAUUCCCUCUUCCUUUUGUCAGCAAACAAUUGACUCUCCCUCAGACCUGCUGUCUGCGUCCUGCAGAAACCUUGUACAUACACUAUGGGAAGUGGUACCUCAACCCAACAUCAUUUUGCUUUCCAGAAUGCAGAGAAAGCCUUCAAGGCGGCAGCCCUGAUCCAGAGAUGGUACCGACGCUACAUGGCGCGCCUGGAGAUGAGGCGGCACUGCACCUGGCGCAUCUUCCAGUCUAUAGAGUACGCGGGACAGCAAGACCAGGUCAAGCUCCAUGAUUUCUUCAGCUACCUUGUGGAUCACUUCACCCCCAGCAGCAACCAUGAGAGGGACUUCCUGGACCGCAUGUUCACUGAGGACAGAUUCCCCCAGGACUCUGAGAUGGAGAAAUUCGGUGACUAUGAAUCUAUAGAAGUCCCUGACAAUUACACGGGACCACGCCUCUCCUUCCCACUCCUUCCUGACCACGCAACUGCCCUGGUGGAAGCUUUCAGACUGAAACAGCAGCUCCAUGCUCGCUAUGUCUUGAAUCUUUUGCAUGAAACCAGGAAACACCUGAUACAACUGCCAAACAUCAACCGGGUCUCCACCUGUUACAGCGAGGAGAUCACAGUGUGCGGAGAUUUACAUGGCCAGUUGGAUGACUUAAUAUUUAUAUUUCAUAAGAAUGGCCUCCCGUCACCAGAGAGGGCCUACGUCUUCAAUGGUGACUUCGUUGAUCGAGGCAAGGAUUCAGUAGAGAUCCUGAUGGUUCUUUUUGCCUUCAUGUUGGUUUACCCAAAAGAGUUCCAUCUUAAUCGAGGAAACCAUGAGGACCAUUUGGUGAACUUACGAUACGGCUUUACCAAGGAAGUGAUGCAUAAAUAUAAGACACAUGGCAAGAAAAUACUAAAAAUACUGAAAGAUGUUUUCUGUUGGCUUCCUCUGGCCACUCUGGUUGAUGAGAAGGUCCUGAUUCUUCAUGGCGGAGUGUCAGACAUGACCGACCUGGACCUCUUGGCUAAACUAGACAGGCACAAGAUUGUUUCCACCAUGAGGCACAAAACGAGAAAGGAGAACGGGAAACAGGUGAAGAAGGAGGAAGCCAACCAGAAGAGCUCCGCAGGGAGACCCACCCCGUGGUUUCUCCCCCAGAGCCGCUCUCUCCCCGCUUCGCCCCUUCGCCUGGGCUCCCUCCAGGCGCACAGAGCCGGCCGCUCGUCCAGCAUUCCCUGCGGCGCCCCCCGGGACGCGAAGGAGCUAGCCCGGCAGGUGCGGCGCUCCGUGGACCUGGAGCUGGACAGGUGCCGGCAGCAAGCAGGCUUUCCUGUGAGCUGGGGGGAGGAGGAGGCCUCGCCGUGCACGCCAGAAGCGGAUUCAGGAGCACAGGAGCCGCUGGAGCCCACGCAGGAGGAGUGGAGGCAGGUGGUAGAUAUACUGUGGAGUGAUCCCAUGGCUCAGGAGGGCUGUAAGGCCAACACUGUUCGAGGAGGAGGCUGUUAUUUUGGACCCAAUGUGACAGAACGGUUGCUACAGAAAUACAACCUGCAAUUCCUGAUCCGCUCACACGAGUGCAAACCUGAAGGCUAUGAGUUCUGCCACAGCCGCAAGGUGUUAACCAUCUUUUCUGCCUCCAACUACUAUGAAGUUGGCAGUAACAGAGGGGCCUAUGUCAAACUGGGGCCAGCCCUGACCCCGUACAUCGUGCAGUAUCAAGCUAACAAGGUGACCCACAUGCUGACCAUGAGGCAAAGGAUUAGCAGAGUAGAGGAGUCAGCUCUGAGAGCUCUGCGCGAAAAGUUAUUUGCUCAUUCCUCAGAUCUUCUUGGUGAAUUUAAGAAGCAUGAUGCAGAUAAAACUGGUUUAAUCACCCUUAGUGACUGGGCAGAAGCCGUGGAGUCUGUGUUGCAUCUAGGACUGCCAUGGCGGAUGCUGAGGCCACAGCUGGUGAACAGCUCAACGGAUAACACAUUGGAGUACAAGUCCUGGCUGGAGGAUUUGGCCAAAGAACAACUGAACCGUGAGAACAUACAGUCAAGUUUGCUGGAAACACUGUAUCGAAACCGAUCCAACCUGGAGACCAUUUUUAGGAUCAUAGACAGUGAUCAUUCAGGGUUCAUCUCACUGGAUGAAUUCAGGCAUACUUGGAAGCUGUUCAGCUCUCAUAUGAACAUCAACAUCACAGAUGACUGCAUCUGUGACCUUGCACGGAGCAUUGACUUCAACAAGGAUGGCCACAUCGACAUCAAUGAAUUCCUGGAGGCCUUCCGCCUUGUGGAGCAAUCCUGCUCAGAAGGCAAUGCCUCAGAUUGCCCACAAACCACAAACACUAAUGACAAUGGCUGCAGCAAACCAGGCACACACUAAGAGCAGCCUGGUGUUCAUCGCCCACGGUGCCUCAUAACCAAUACUGCACUUGUCGCUGGAAUAGCUCCUUUAUUCUCCAUAGAUAUGUGGAAUUUUAUGCUGAGAAUUUGCCUACCCGUGUGCAUCAGAAUCACCUAUUUGGGUGUGUGUGGGGUGUGUGUGUGUUUAAAUAUAUAGGUAACCCAUCCUCGUCUCAGAAGUUUCACAAGGUAAGACCCAAGUAUAAAUAUUUUUAAAUUCUGAAGUCUACCCCAGUUAAGAACCACUGAUAAUUCAACCCCCUCAUUGUU